Messenger RNA from Naegleria fowleri, 882 nucleotides. RefSeq lists its product as uncharacterized. The record is from RefSeq and is a predicted model, not a curated record. The transcript has a single exon. NCBI's taxonomy places the organism in Eukaryota, Heterolobosea, Eutetramitea, Acrasida, Naegleriidae. The coding region runs from base 1 to 882 and encodes 293 amino acids.
AUGAUGAUGGCGUCGGAACACCCAAAAGGCUUCUCGGGAGAGUUCAACAUCAUUUUCUCUCAUACGUUUGAAGUUCAGCCUGUUACGAUGGAUGAUUUAUCGACAUAUGCUAAACGUCCGUAUCAGGUUGCGUUGAUGUGUAGGCAUGAAUUUGUUUGUUUUGCUGAUACUCGAAUUGAUAUUUAUCAUGUAAAGGAUCAACAGUUCGAAAAAGUGAGAUCAUUUCAGCGAACAAAUCAGGAGGGAGCAAUAUUUUCGACCACGUACUGCAAAAAGGAUCAUUCAUGUAUCUAUUUAUUGAAAACACAGUGCGGAACUCCUGAAACGAAAAUUUUGAAAUUAGACCUUCAAAAUGGAGCAGUGAAGUGGUCCACAAGUCUCACCCCACACAAAAAAGACGCGUACAAAAAUUUUCACAAUUUUGUAAUAGAUUCAAGAGGAAUUAUUUAUCUUGGAGAUCAAACAGAGCAAAAAAUUAUUUUGAUUUGUAGCGAAAGUGGUCAAAUUAUUGAAAAGAUGGGAAGAAAUUGUAAAACAUCUUUCGAGAGAGAGGUCAACUUUUUUUACUUAACAAUGGAUAGGAAUGAUAACCUGAUGAUAUCAUGUUACGACAAAUAUUGGUCGUCCAUUAUCAAAGUGUUCACAAGAAAUUUGAAGUAUUUGAAAACUGUCACAAUUCCCAACUAUUGCUUUUCAUGUCCAAUCAUAUAUGAUCCACUCACCGAUGGUUACAUUUUUCGAUCACAUACUGGUAUUGCUUACUCUUCGAAAGAUUUUAGCACGAUAUCACAAUCGGUCACCAUUCCUCAUGUCUAUUCUUUGUCCAAUGGAGUUCUGUACUGUUAUGACUCGAAUUUGGGGAAGGUCACUUGUUUUGAUUAA